Leguminivora glycinivorella is the source of this 3320-nucleotide messenger RNA. Its product is annotated as centrosomal protein of 120 kDa-like. The coding region runs from base 89 to 2707 and encodes 872 amino acids. The record is from RefSeq and is a predicted model, not a curated record. Gene Ontology annotation, biological process: interkinetic nuclear migration; centrosome cycle; positive regulation of centriole elongation. Gene Ontology annotation, cellular component: centrosome; centriole. NCBI's taxonomy places the organism in Eukaryota, Metazoa, Arthropoda, Insecta, Lepidoptera, Tortricidae. The transcript has 20 exons.
CUAAUUUAAUUUUCGAAGUCGAAGGGCAUGUUUACGUUGAGUUUGAGUUGUAUUUAUUAUUUCACCCCAAUUUUGUAAAUCGUUUUCAAUGGACGAAUUAAAAGGACCUACUAUCCAAAUAGUACUUCAUGUAAAAGAAGGACUUGGAUUUGGUUUUUUGAGGGUUCCCUUCAUUGUCAGUGGAUCUUUAAAUGGAUACAUGCUGGAGACAGACCCGGUUGUGCCCAGCCAUGCACCUAGUUUCGACGCCGAACUUGUAUGGGAAGCCGAUAAACGAAGAUUUCGAAGCUUACGAGUCCAGAACGUCCCUAUCAAAGUGGAAGUGUUUACAAUGGGAACUCAGGGCCGGAAGGAUAAAGUGGGUUACCUGCUGCUGAGUCUUCUUGGAGCGCAGCCCUGUCCUGCCAGCAAAAUUGUUGAUGUGCGGCACUCAUGGCACCGACUGCUAGGAGUGAAGUCGGAGGGCAAGUGCUGCCACCCGCAGCUCAUGCUCAGCCUGUCGGUUGAAGACCGUGUCAACACAAUCACUCCAAGGAAUGAACUCCGCAUGUUCCACAGCAACGACGUCGCUUACCCAACUGCUUACAACACGGUGAACCCUACUGCUGGGCUCUUACUGACACUUAACGAAUACAUAGCAGAAAGCAAGAAGACAGUAUCGAGCCCCGACCUGCAGCCUAACCUGCUAUGCGACGAGGGGCUCAUACAGAUCGGCGAUGGGAAGCAUCUAUUCGUCCUUAGUUUCGUCAUUGGCUCUGUCGAGAACAUUGAUAUGCUUAUACCUGACUAUGCUUCUAGAAAAGAUGCGACAGAUUGCUAUGUUUCGUACACCGUCUUCACGCAUACCAUAACAACAGAUAGAGUAAGUGUGACGGUGACGGGCUCAGGAGCAGCGGCGUUAUUCAACCAACGAACAUCGCUACGUUUACGGGCAGACCUGUCCACGCUCGCGCGAUACUUCACCGAGUGCCCGAGUCUGGUCACCACCGUGCGAGCUUCGGACCGUGACGUCGGUAUCUGCAGCAUGGACCUCCGCAAGCUAGUCCCCACUGACAACAUCGAGCACUUCGUCAACAACUUCUGCAACGAGCCGCAAGCGCUCUCCAUCCACGAGCGUUGCUUCAUACUGCGCACCGACGGCCAACGGGACGGCGACCGGAAACCUUACGUAGACGUCGAUAUGAGCCUUAAAUACAUCGGGAUGCAAACGGAACCUACGAAACCACUAGUACUAUCUGCGCGUAGCGCUGUCCAGCUGGACAUCCGAGCGCCUACUGAGGUACUGCGAAAAGAAAGCAUUCUGAACAUCAAAAGCAGCGGCAGUUGUACCAACUUGGAAGAUGUGGGCGGCGUGGCGUACACCAACAACACUGCGGGUAAUACGUCCAGAUAUAAAGACGCAUCAGGCACCGCCAUCCUCCAAACGAACGAAAUAACGGAACUCAUACGAAAGAUGUGCGAUUCCUUCGCGCUAAGCCAAGAGAAACUACUAGCGGCCAGAGAGAGACCGCUCACUAGUGACAUGCAAGUUCAGUGCGAGACAGAGAUAGAUAAGGGAGACAAGGACAGCGUGCGGGAAGGGAGCGUGGGAGACAAGGAUAGCGUAGGAGAGAAAGAGAACACGCCUAUCAAACUAGAGAUGAGUAAGAGUGACACCUGCAUAAGAAACGAUAAAGACAUGGUGAAACGGGUGAUACCUUACGAGGAGCGAGACAACAUCAUGCAGAAGUUUGUGGACGAGCUGGAAGACUGGAAGGAGAAGCAACAGGAGCUGUAUAAGCUACAGCUGCAACGCAAAGAAGAAUACCACCUCGAGCUCCUCUCACGCGAAUGGUCUAAAAAGCGGUCCGAGCUAGAAUCCAAACUGAGUCGCGGCAUCGAGCAGUGUCGCCAUCUAGCGGCAGACUUGUCGCGCGCUACCGAUGACUUUCGGCUCAAGGGAUACAGGAACACGGAGAGGGAGAAAAAGCUUCUAGACGCAAAGAAGGCUCUAGAAACGCACUACACGGCAAAGUACCAGGAACUCAGAGAGGCCUCGCAGAAAAUGGAAGACGAUAUGAACCACCGGCUCAAGCUUAAAGACAUGCGCAUUGAAGAGCUGGAAGCGAAGGUGUUGCAGUUGGAACGACAGCUUGAGACUAUGAAGAUAAAUGUCAAGAAUAUUGAAAAGGAGUCUGAGAGCAAAUAUUCUGGCUUAACCAAAGACCAAACUGCAAGCCUUAUACAGGAGUUGCGUUGCCUAGAAGAGAAGUUGGACAGCGCGGUGCAGUCGAAAGCGUUCUUCAAGGAGCAGUGGGGGCGCGCCGUGCGCGAGCUGCACCUCAACAAGCUGCACACGCGGCGCCAGAUGCUCACGCAGCUGCGCCAGGACCGCCGCCAGCUCGGACAGAUGGGGUUAGAUACCAUUCAAGACCAAGAUGAAAAAGCGGAGCAGGUGGACAUGAAACGCCUAAAAGACGAUUUCUACGUCGACAUACUCGCCAACAUGCCCGUCAUCGAAUCAAACUCCAUCAUAAGCACCAACGGGCCAGAAUUGGACAUGUUUGAUGAAAUGAAAAGCGCACCAAAGAACCCCUCAAACGAGAGGCUCUCAGAGUUGAUCGCGGAACGAGACCGACUCGUGGAGCACGACAGUCCUGAUGAAGAUCGCCUGCAGCACCUCAACCAGGAGAUCAGAACUAUAUUACUCAACUGUGGCACAUGCUAGCAUUCCUUAUAAUUGUAGACUCUGUAGAAUAAUGGCUCGAAAUUUUUAGCUUAUGAAUUCUUCGCCAAAAUGCUGCUCUAUAACAAUUUCAAGAAAUACUCUGCAGGAUCUAAAUCGAAAAACAGAGUUUCAUAAAUUCAGGCUUCGAAUUUAACGUUUAUUAAAUUUGUUACCAUUUAAUAUUUCCUUUCAAAGAAAGUGAUAAAAUUGUAAUGGGCUUCAUAGAAGUGGUGCUUGCACAUGGCGCAUGUAUCUAGAACAACACGAGCUAGAUAAGCUUGUUAGAGCCUAUUUACACGGCUUGCGGAGUCGCAUGCAGUUUUAGGUAUUGCGGACUGUUGAGGUUACAUACAAUUUAGCUCACCAAUGUACUCAAAUUCGCGUGCGAGUUCUCAUACUGUGGGAAUGGCCCCUUACCUACGGCCUGGCCACGACAUUGGUCUGGUGACAGCGCGAGCAGAGGCCAUAGCUUAGUGCGAACCAAAGAGUAUCGAGUAUUAUAGAGAGUUACUGUCGAAGUAAAAUGUGUAAUUACAGUGCAUAGACUGCCAUCUUAGACACAGGCUUAAAACUUUUGAACCUCAGUUUUGACAAUUUGGCCCAUAUUCUUAGC